Messenger RNA from Anopheles darlingi, 1096 nucleotides. RefSeq names its product mediator of RNA polymerase II transcription subunit 7 (gene MED7). The transcript has 2 exons. The coding region runs from base 296 to 955 and encodes 219 amino acids. Gene Ontology annotation, molecular function: transcription coregulator activity. The record is from RefSeq and is a predicted model, not a curated record. Gene Ontology annotation, cellular component: core mediator complex; mediator complex. Gene Ontology annotation, biological process: regulation of transcription by RNA polymerase II. NCBI's taxonomy places the organism in Eukaryota, Metazoa, Arthropoda, Insecta, Diptera, Culicidae.
CUGUGUUGUUUUGGUCUGGAAAUUUUUGCAAAACUUGGAGUUUUCAGCAAUUUCUCCCAAUUUUCGUGAAUUUCGUUAUAAAGAUUCGUGAUAAGAGCAAUUUCAAGUCGUUUCCCAACUGCCGCACUCGUAAUCGGUGGAAAAUUAAGCCAGCAAAGUGCAAGAGACUGCGGAAAACCCAACAAGCCAACCUGAACGCGAAAAAAUCUAGAAAAAGACGAGGUUGAAAAAGGAUUUUAAAGAAGCCACGAGGAAUUGUUGCUGGUGAAGGCAGAUUUUCGGCACCACAGAGAGGAUGGCCAACGCAGAGGCCAUUCAGGUGAGCUCGCUGCCGCUGCCGCCAGCGCAGUACAUAAACCUGUACACGGACGACAACAUCCGCAAGAACCGCGCCCCGAAACCACCGGCCCCGAUCCAAGAUGCCUACACCAUGUUCGGCAGCCCGUUCAACAACGACGACAACAUCAUCCGGCCGCUGGAAAUCCAGGGAUUCAAGAGGCUCUACCCGCAGCACUUUGACCGCCGGAAGGAGCUGAAGAAGCUGAAUCACUCGCUGCUGGUGAAUUUUCUCGAUCUGAUUGACCUACUCGUGCACUACCCGGACAGUCCGCGAAGGGCCGAGAAGAUUGACGAUCUCAAUUUGCUGUUCGUGCACAUUCACCACCUGCUGAACGAGUUCCGGCCGCACCAGGCGCGUGAAACGCUGCGGGUCAUGAUGGAGCUGCAGAAACGGCAGCGGAUAGAGACGGCCCAGCGCUUCCAGAAUCACCUCGAGAAGGUGCGCGAGAUGGUAAAGAACGCGUUCGCCUCGCUACCGGAUCUGACCGAUGCGGACCGUAUGGGCGGUGGCCUGGAACCGAUGGACGUGGGCGAGGCGGGGGAUUUGGCCGGUGGUCGUGGGGAAGGUUGCCAUCCGCUGGAUCGGUUAAUGUGCGAGAUCGUCGACCGGAUGUGAGCGGUCGUGGUAGACACCAUCCCCACGACCCCGUCGAGGAAACCAACAUUAUUUCAUUUCUAACCUGUUUUUGUAAUCAUAAUCCUUUGGCGGUAUUCUGUACUGGAGCAUGAAAAAUAUAGUAAAUUAUUAAGGAACUUA